Tricharina praecox is the source of this 393-nucleotide messenger RNA. RefSeq lists its product as uncharacterized. Bases 1 to 393 code for a protein of 130 amino acids. The record is from RefSeq and is a predicted model, not a curated record. Lineage: Eukaryota; Fungi; Ascomycota; Pezizomycetes; Pezizales; Pyronemataceae. The transcript has 3 exons.
AUGUGCAACGGCUUCUCCCACCGGACCUCUCUCGGCGGCGCAGUCGCAAACCUCCAGUCCACCUCCCUCGACGCCGACAUCGACGACGGCUUCAGCAGCUUCCAGUUACAUUUCCACAACCCGCUGCCUCCCCCGCUGCCCACGGAGGUAUCAUACACGUUCGCGGUCCCCGAAUGCGAGAUCCGGAUACAUAACCUGGGCGACCUCACGGGCGGCGUGCAGACCGCCGGCGAGAUAUUGUUUUCGCUGGAGGUGGCGAUGGAGAAGGCGGAUGGGCUGCCGCUGGAUAGACGUCUGGAUCUGGGCGUGGGCGGCGACGGGAUCAUUGGUAGGUCCGUCUCCGUUGUUAGGAAGGGCGUCGUGCUGGGGGAAGGAAUUAUUGGGUGGAAUUGA